Messenger RNA from Rhipicephalus sanguineus (brown dog tick), 930 nucleotides. Its product is annotated as cleavage and polyadenylation specificity factor subunit 4. NCBI's taxonomy places the organism in Eukaryota, Metazoa, Arthropoda, Arachnida, Ixodida, Ixodidae. Gene Ontology annotation, molecular function: zinc ion binding; RNA binding. The coding region runs from base 71 to 904 and encodes 277 amino acids. The transcript has a single exon. The record is from RefSeq and is a predicted model, not a curated record.
GUUCGCUUUCUCGGAGAUCGAGCUGAUAACUUGCGCAUGCUAAAUCCAGCGGUCUUCGACGACGGUUGCGAUGGAAGAAGUAGUAGCCCGAGUAGGGAACGUUGUCUUCGAGCUGGAGGUGGCUCUGGAUCGACAACUCGGUGCGUUGCCUCUGCCUUUUCCCGGCAUGGACAAGUCUGGAGCAGCCGUGUGCUGUUUCUACCUGAAGGGCAGCUGCAGCAAAGGAUCCGCGUGUCCCUUUCGGCACGUUAAGGGCGACCGGACAGUGGUAUGUAAACACUGGCUUCGCGGUCUUUGCAAGAAAGGUGACCAGUGCGAAUUCCUUCACGAGUUCGACAUGACGAAGAUGCCAGAAUGCUACUUCUACUCGCGUUUCAAUGCAUGCUGUAACAAGGAGUGCCCAUUUCUGCAUAUAGAUCCCGAAUCAAAAAUUAAAGAUUGCCCCUGGUAUGACCGAGGGUUUUGUAGGCACGGCCCGCUCUGUCGCAAUCGACACACGCGGCGCGUCAUGUGCAUUAAGUAUCUUUGCGGAUUUUGCCCCGAUGGACCCGAGUGUAAAUUUAUGCACCCCAUGUUCGAUCUGCCUGUUCCGGACCCUGCGCAACAAGGAAGGAACAUUGUGUGUCAUUAUUGUGGUGAGACCGGUCACAAAGCAUUAUUUUGCCAAAAGAUGCCCGAUGAUACGCGCGACGAGCACCAAUUUCGUGUGCAGUUCAUCAACCACCACAGCGGAGCUUACCGACGUGAUCACGACGAUGGUGGAGGACCCAGCACUGGACGAGGGAAACGAAACCUCAGGCCACUGGAUCAAGUCACCUGCUACAAAUGUGGUGAAAAAGGACACUACGCCAACAAAUGCCCCAAGGGACAUUUGGCUUUCCUCAGUAGUGCUCUCCAUAAUUAACCGUACGUGUAAAGCUGAUGCACGCA